Messenger RNA from Pelagomonas calceolata, 1565 nucleotides. The record is from the annotation of a GenBank genome assembly. NCBI's taxonomy places the organism in Eukaryota, Pelagophyceae, Pelagomonadales, Pelagomonadaceae.
CUUGGAACAUCUCAGCGUACUUGUACGCGGGGCUGCCCGGGCAGCAUACGUCGUCUUCGACGAUGAUGCGCGGCCUCGUCGCAGCACUCGUCGCAGCCGUCGUGCGUGGCACGGAUGUGGCCGUGCAGGCCGACACCCUGGAGCUGCUGGAACCGAAGCUCGGAGGCGUCGCACUACAGCUCAAGGAGCUCGAGGCCAUGAAGGCGCGGGGCACGCUCAACGACAUGACCUUCGCGCACGCCGUGCACGAGACGACCGUGCUCGGACCGCUCACCGCCUCCUUGGCGGCGAUGGGCGUGCUCCACGACAAGGGCCAGCUGUCCGACGAGGAGCUGGCCUUUGCUAAGUCAGUGGCCUUCGCGCGCUACGACCGCGACGAGCAAGGCCAGGUUUUACUACCUGGCGACAGCAAUCCAUCAACGAAACCGGCGAACGUCAAGCUCGCGACGGCCGACGACAAGCGUAGGGAAGCAGAAGCGGCGGCCGAGAAACGCCGCGAAGCGACGAAGCUCGCCAUGGCGGCGGCCGAAGAAAAAGCUAAAGCCGAGGAGCAGCGGCGCGCGGCCGAGAAGGCGCGGAGGGAGGAAGAGCGCGCCGCGAAGAAGGCGGCCGAGGCCGCGGCGUUCGAGCGCAGGGCCGCGGAGGCGGCGGCGGCCGCCGCCGCCGCGGACGCCGCGGCCGACGCCGAGGCGGCCGCGGCUUUGAGAAAAGCGGAGCAGGGGCGCGUCGAGGAGGCGGAAAAAAUCGCCGCCGAAGCGCAAGCCUACGCCGACGAGGCGAAGCGCGCGGGCAACACCGAGGCCGCCGCCGAGGCCGAAACUAUCGCCCAAGAGGCGCGCGCGGCCGUCGCCGAGGCGCGCGAGGCGGCGGAGGCGCCCGAGGCGCCUGUCGUGCUCGACACGAAACCCGCGGAGCCGGAGCCGGAACCUGAGCCGGAGCCGGAACCUGAGCCGGCGGCGGCCGCGGACGACGACGAGGCCGCCGCGGCGGCGUUCAUGGCCCAGGCCGCGGCAGAAAAAGCUGCCUUCGACGAGGCGGCGAAGCAAGAAGCGGCGGAAAUCGCCGCACGAGAAGCGAAGGCCAAGGCCGCGCUCGAGCCGCUCGCGAAGGCGCGCGAGGCGGCUAGAGGCGCGACGUGUACCGGAUGGCACCAGACGGGGAGGUGCACGCCCGACGGCCCGCGGGAAGCGCACUCCGACCGGUCCUGCGACGACGACGUGCCCGCGGGCGCGUCCGGCUACUGUGAAUGUGGCGACGGCAAGGCCGCGAAGUCGGACUGCGACCACGCCUCCUUCAAGUGCCAGGCGAUGUGCGCCGCGCGCCAGGCCUACACGAAGGACGGCGACGUCUGCGAGGGCUGGCGGCAGACGGGCGGCUGCUCGCCGCACGGCCCGCGCGAGGCCGGGAGCGACCGGGGCUGCGCCGAGGAGGUCCCUGCCGGCGCGUCGGGCUACUGCGAGUGCCACGACGGCACGCGAGCGCGCGAGUCCGACUGCGACCACGGUAUCUUCACGUGCGGCGAGGCUUGUGCUGUGCACCUCGGCCUCGCGUACCCGGACGGCUAG